AAUAGAUAUGACAAUUGAAUAAUUAUUUUCUCGUAGCCAAGCAAGUGUACGGUAAUUUGUACAAUUACUACUUUACAGAAAACGGUCUCAUUAGUCAGCCCGCAAUACAGCAGUGCUUUGGUAAAGUAUCCUACAUUUUGCAGGCGUAGUUACGAGUGAAGUAGUCUCCAGUUGUCCGCCGCACCGUUUGGUUAGGUCGGCCAAACCAAACUGUGCGACUCAGAGGCAAGUGGGAGGGAUUGUUGGUCUCAUGCUCCGCCGGCCGCAGACCUUGCAGAAACUAGCGCGGGGGAGAUUGACCGCGGUGGACCUAGAUGGGAUUCGGAACAUAAGUCGGGUGUUCCAAGUAACCUCCAACUGGUAGGAGCUCUUCACUGUUAUGCACCUUCUGACUGUUUAAUUUCACAGGACCAGGUGCUGAGUGAGGAGAUGAUGUCUCCCGAGGUCACCCAUCUCAGUAUACUGAAGAAGAAGUGGAAGUACCGAGGAGAAGGGAACGCCAACUUGGUAAUAGCAUUGCCUGAAGACAGAGUCAUCCUCCGACUGCACAAGACCCGCAGAGACGCACCCGUCUCUGAAGACGUUGAGCUGGAUGAGCUGAGGCGAGUGUGUCGAGAAGCUUACUUCUGUCGGGCAGUGAUGGUCCGUCUCCUGGGAGCAGCUUAUAUUCAACCCCCGGUGGUUGCUAGGGUGCCCCAUGAAGAGAUUAGAAAACUUGACCGUCUUCUGAUACCGCAGCGACCUAAUUACCGCCAUCAUAAGGGAAUCAGCUUCGGUUAUGUUAAUAUCUACCCGGAUUAUGCCUUGUUACCCGAGUGCUUAACUCAGCACACAGCAUCGGCUAGUGAGGAAACACAAGUUUGUUUCAAUGUAGAAGGUGCCUCCUCUCUGCCCUCUGCUGACUCCAACUGUCGUGAAAUAGAUUUAGUUUUAGGCGCGAAGAACAAUCCUACCUUCUGCGUAGAGAUCAAACCGAAGCAAGGAUGGAUACCGAAUACUCAAACUCAUCUCACCAAGUGCACUUUUUGUCUCAACCAGUACCUCAAGCUAUCUAACGGUGCUGUCAGUAGAAUUAGCCAAUACUGUCCUCUAGAUCUGUUUUCUGGUGACGAAAAGCGCAUGAGUAAGGCCAUGAGAGCACUGUUGCGGACUCCUCAAAACAAUCUGAAGAUUUUCAAAGAAGGUAUUUUAGUGUACAGUGACGAGUGUGACGAUCUCACAGGAGUUCUCAAGGAUUGGUUAAAACCUUCCCCGGACAGUUCGCUUGUAGAUAGUUUUUGUAGGUUAGUUCAACAAGUCUUGACCUCAAAUUUGCUCGGUUCCGACGAGUUCCCACCCAUCAAAGAUGAGUUCUAUCCCAUAAUAUGUCCUCCGCACAUUCAUCCUACCAGCGAUCACGGAGUAAAAAAAUUGCAACCCUGUGACACCUCCAGUCAAGUUCUCCCGGAAAAUUGCAUCCUCGACCGUAUUCUGAGGAUACAAAAGCUUCAGACGUCGGACACCAACACCGUCUACCACAUGUUGCGGCAAGACAAGAGUUGUGAUGAUUACAUGGUGAACUUACGUGAUCCGGACACGGACUGUCUCUGCAUGGACACUGUCCAGAGGUACCUGUUGGCCACCACAGCUAAAGACUGUUCUAUUCUCAUCGCCUUUCAACGUCUCGGGGACGACUCGUCAGUUCCGCCUCAACAUGUUGUGGUGGACAGAGACUCCGGGGCUCGGUUUGUGUUUAACAUAGGAGUAUCGGACUUGGAUCCGAAGCCAAUCUCUUGUGUUGAGAAACAUUACCAGAGAGAUGCUGACAUCAGGUUUGUCUGCUCUCAACUGAAUGCAUCCUCGGAUCCAAGUACAGACACAAGCGUGUGUAGAUAGUGCUUUAGGUUAGUUAUUAAACAGCCACCACUCUUGUUUUUAUACAGCUCUUCAAAUUCACAAUCAGUUUUCUCAAUUCAAGUAGGCCUAGCACUAUACGUCAAGCUUUGUUGAAAUUUUUUAUAAAGCGCAUCUGAUAUUCCCAGCAAAGAAUGAGUCUAAUUUUUUUUUUAUAAUCUACAAUAACAAGGUCAUUUUUAAAUGCUUGAUGUAUGAUAGUAUAGACCUACUAUGGAAGAGAAUUCAAUUUGUUUAAAUAAAUGAGUUGUGGCCGUGUUUUCUCAGUACAUCUUGAAUUAAGAUAUUAUUUAUUGGUUACAUAGAUUCUUAGAUCUGAUAAUUAAAAAAUGAAAUCAUCAUGGAUAAUUCUAUUCCCUAAUUAAAUCACUGUAGAUAUCUCCAUAAAACCAUAAGUAACCGAUUAGAUACAUUUACGUUACCAUAACUGACAAACACCCAUUAAUUGUAUUUAAUUGUAUUUUUAAUCGUUCCUUUGUUUUACCAUCAAUACAGUCACUAAAUAUGACAUAAACUUUUAAUUAUUUAUUUGCAUGUUUAGUUUAUGUUAGUACUGUAGUAUUUAUAUAUGCAUUUUAACUUGAACUAUUUUAUUUAUAGAUCGGUUAUAAACAAAAAUUAUUAUAUAAGAAUGAUUUUACAAUAUUGCAGUACCCGUGAUGAUAUGAUUUUAAAAUAGUGUUGAUAAUAAUUGUAACUUUUCUCAGCUGGUUAAAAUCAUUCUCAGUAAUACAAAUGACUCAACAUCUGUUUUAUUGUUAUUUAUUUAAAUUUAUUUUGUUUAUACCUAUGUCAACACCAGGUGUAUUACUUUAUGUAAGGAAGCUGUCCAAAAUUUAGUAUUGUUACUAUAUAAUUGCCUACCUGUUUACUGGAAAGUGUUAUCAUAUAACAGUCCAAUGGAAAAUAACAAUUAACUUUUUUCAUGAUGUGAAAUGUCAUCCUCGUCCAUCACUGUUAAUACAGGACUUGUUAAAACUAAAGUAGUUAGACAGUCUCACGUAGCCAAUAGAUUGAAAUGAAAUACUAAUAACAACAAUUUACUGAAUUAAAGUAAAUACUAAUGCUCGUCUAUGGAUUAUAAAUUAACAAAAAUUUUGUUGGUUGAUAGGUCUAAUAGUUCAUUUUGUUUUAAUUUAAACCAUAAAUUACUAUUUUAUGGCUAUUAAAGUGAAGUUGCCUUUAAAUAUGAUAUAAUUGUAGAUAAUUAAACUUAAUUUCAAUUUGGUUAAGUAAAAAAUAAUACUCAAACGGUAAGAUUCUGUUGGCCUAAUAUGCAUUAUAGAACGUAAUGCUGUUAAUUGUGUACAAUGUUGAUCUAGUUAUAAUUUUAUGUAAAAAUGGUGAUGCCCUUAGAGUGUCCUUGGGUCCAUGGAGUUCAUAAGCUAUUAGACACCCUUCAAAAGUCUAUGGUACCGUAUACAGGUAACAAAUUGACAGAACAAAUUAAUGUGAACUUCCCCCGCACUACAUAGAGAGUACCUAGUUGGUUUCUGUACUCGUGGUCGACUAGAAAGUUGUUUUUCAAAGAAAGUGUUUUGUAAAAUCAGCUGAUAUAUGCAGAUACUGUAAGAUACCUAAUACCAUACAAAUAGAAUUAAACAUACAUUGUUAGCAGUGCUGCGGUUAGCAUAAGUUCUGGUGUCAUAAGUUGCUGGGAGCGCCGUGUAGUUGCGGCGCACGAGAUACGUAACUUAUGCUAACUGCAGCACUGCUGACGGUCUGUAUUUAAUUCUAUUUGUCUAUGCUAAUACUUUCUUAGUUAUGUUGGCAAAUUAGGUUUGAACAUGCAAUUCUAAGUGAAAGGAAUAGUAUUAUGGUUAAACCAUGGCGCAAGUUGUUCCAGAGUGAGUCGUUCAAACCUCCUGGUAGAAGGACAGUUGAUGUUGUAAAUGAAGCCUUCUCCCUUAGUUUAACUUCAGUAGACACUUAUGUUUUACUUUGGUGAUUAUCACCUGUACUGUUUAUGAAUAGAUUUAAGAAAGAUAUUUUGACUGAGACCAAACAUUUAACUUUUUAAAUUGUAAUUAUUGUGAGCCAAGCCACAAAAAGUUCUUCUUGUGUUACUCAUUAGAUGAAGCAGGUUUGAUUUUCUGAUUGAUUUCAAACUACAAUCCCUGUGUAUUUUAAUUUAUGUGUGAUUUUUUUAAUAAAUCCGUGUGUCUAAUACCUUAUGAACACUUGUGUGUUUAAGAUCACAUUCAAUUGUACCACUGUCAGACGUACACUAUCAUGUCAAUUAUUUAUUUACUAUUUUAGCUUUUUGUAAGAAAAUAACAUGUACAUUGUGUUGACUGUAAUUGUGUGAAUGAAAAUGUUUAAAUUUAAGAAUUAUUAAUUAAGUAUUGAAUUGUAGUCUGUUGAGCAUUGCUUAUAGAAACCUGAUCGGCCUCUUGCUAGUGAGUAGGGUGGUAAUUUCAUUUGGCAUGAUCACUUUGUUCAUUGUUUUCGAGGAAAAGGAGUUUUUUCACCGAAUUGCUAAAGAAAGGUGAGCAAAUUUCGAAGCCUAUUUUUAAAAUCCCAAAAUGUUAUAAAAUUGAUAAAGGUAACUGAAAAACUCCCGACUGGUUUCUAUAAACAGCGCUUUUGGGAUUCGUAUGAUUGUUUUAGGCAACUAUGUUUUAUUAACGGUUGUAAUAUGUUAUGAUCAAGUAUUUAUUAAAGAUUUUUGCAUGUAAUUGAAGGAGCAACAAAACUAGCUCUGUUUACAAUGAUUGAUCAUUUAAUUCAUUGUGUUCAGUAAAUCUA
Messenger RNA from Macrosteles quadrilineatus (aster leafhopper), 4641 nucleotides. RefSeq names its product inositol-pentakisphosphate 2-kinase (gene Ipk1). Gene Ontology annotation, cellular component: nucleus. The coding region runs from base 430 to 1875 and encodes 481 amino acids. Gene Ontology annotation, molecular function: ATP binding; inositol-1,3,4,5,6-pentakisphosphate 2-kinase activity. Gene Ontology annotation, biological process: inositol phosphate biosynthetic process. The record is from RefSeq and is a predicted model, not a curated record. NCBI's taxonomy places the organism in Eukaryota, Metazoa, Arthropoda, Insecta, Hemiptera, Cicadellidae. The transcript is spliced from 3 exons.